AUGCUAUCAAAUGAAGUACCUGUGAAUCGGCGACUCUUACAAUGUACCAGUGCAAUUUUUUGGUGUUUGUUAUCCGGUGGUCCUAUUUUCGGAUUUGCUGCCUUAAAACCCAUCCUAAUCAAAGAAAAAAUCUAUGAAAAUGUUUGUGAAUACUCAACUAAUUCGUCCACGAGUGCAUGGGAGAAGUUAGUUUUAGACCCUUCCAUGUUCGGGUCAGUGAGUAUUUCCGUGAUUAGCUCCGCAUUUGGGAUUUCUGAGGACCUAAGUGAAGCGAAAUGCACUGCUCAAGAUUUGAAACUCAACAUGAUGUUUACCGUUGCCGCCAUGUUGACCAACGUUUCCGCUUUACUCAUUGGUACUUGCCUUGAUAACUUCGGGCCUAAAUUCUGUGGUCUCGCUGGUGCUUCUUUCCUAUAUGUGGCAUGCUUCAUCUUUAUGUUCAGCGAUAUUAUAAAGUCCAGGUUAUCACUUUUCGACCCGUAUUUAAUCGGAUAUGCUUCUAUGGCAUUAGGGGGUCCUUUUGCUUUUAUUUCAUCAUUCCAACUUUCAAAUUCUUUUCCCUCGAAAAGUGGGACAAUUUUGGCUCUCAUUACAGGUGCAUUUGAUGCCUCUUCUGCAAUAUUUCUCCUCUAUCGCAUUGUUUACAAUGCUACAAGUGAGUCGUUCACCUUGGAUAAAUUUUUCAAGUGUUAUUUAUUUGUUCCCACAUUCAUUGCAGUUAUGCAGAUUCUCAUUAUGCCCAACGAGUCGUACAAGACUGAACCAGGUACAGUGUUGUGCCAAGACGAUUUUGGUGAACGAUCAACAACUUCUAUAGCAGCAGCAACAGAAACAGAUGCUUUGAUUGGCGAGUCACUAAAUAGUCUGACUAAGCACUCAAGAAGAGAUUCAAUUGGUGAUGCAUUAAAACAACCUUAUGCAUUAGAGGGGGAAGAAUUUUUGAUCGAGCAUUCAGGUGGUAUAUUUGGAGUUUUGCAUGGUUUCUCUGCAGCAUAUCAACUCAAAACACCAUGGUUUUUUCUUAUGUGUUUGUUCACCACGAUUCAGAUGUUAAGAUUAAAUUAUUUUGUGGCCACUGUGGGAUCACAAUACUCAUAUUUAUUGGACUCAAUUUCACAAAGUGCCAAUUUGAAUAGGUUCUUUGACAUCGCAUUGCCACUCGGUGGCAUAGUUGCGAUACCGUUUAUCGGAAUAUUUCUUGAUUACUGCUCAACCGUGGUAGUCUUGGCAACACUACUUGGGGUCUCAUUAUCAAUUGGAAUCCUUGGCCUCUUUCCUAGCUUUUCAGCUGGUGUGUUGAAUGUCUCUCUCUUUGUUGUCUACAGACCAUUCUUUUACACAACCGUCUCUGAUUACAGUGCUAAAGUAUUUGGUUUCGAUACUUUUGGGACUGUUUAUGGCUCCAUUAUUUGCAUUGCUGGUGUAUUCAACUACCUUCAAUCGGUGUUGGACAAACUCACACACACUACUUUUGCUAUGAAUCCAACACCCAUCAACAUUAUUUUGGUUACCCUCACUUUUAUUGCUGGUUUAGCAACUGUGGGCUACGUGAGGCAGCAGGCUGUUUUGUACAAGAAAAACAAGCAAGUUGAUCAUUUGCACAAUGUAUAA
Metschnikowia bicuspidata var. bicuspidata NRRL YB-4993 is the source of this 1611-nucleotide messenger RNA. RefSeq lists its product as uncharacterized. The record is from RefSeq and is a predicted model, not a curated record. The transcript has a single exon. The coding region runs from base 1 to 1611 and encodes 536 amino acids. NCBI's taxonomy places the organism in Eukaryota, Fungi, Ascomycota, Pichiomycetes, Serinales, Metschnikowiaceae. Gene Ontology annotation, cellular component: fungal-type vacuole membrane.